AUGCGUGAACAGGACAUCCCGUACACAGCAGUGAGCACCCCUAGUGGUAUGCUCUGGGAGUGGCUAGUGAUGUCACAGGGGCUAAGUAAUGCCCCUGCUACGUUCAACAGAUGUGUUACGAAUCUGUUGCGAUCAAUGCGCAAUUUCGCACCGAGUUACUUCGACGAUGUCUUCGUCCAUAGCCGGGCUAUGGAUGGAAAGUCGGACGUUGAGGUUCACAAAAUCCACGUCCGGAAGGUCCUUACACUAACGCAAGAGCGUAAAUUGUUCGCGAACCUCAAGAAGUGUAUAUUCGCAGCGAACGAAAUACCACUUCUUGGCUGCAUUGUGGGUAAAAACGGUGUACAUCCUGAUCCGGAAAAGAUCAAGGCGAUUAGCAACUGGCCUGUGCCAGUCGACUUCAAGGGACUUCUAAGUUCCUUGGCUUAG
Messenger RNA from Peronospora matthiolae, 429 nucleotides. Lineage: Eukaryota; Oomycota; Peronosporomycetes; Peronosporales; Peronosporaceae. The record is from the annotation of a GenBank genome assembly.